This is a messenger RNA of Podarcis lilfordi (Lilford's wall lizard), 3848 nucleotides long. NCBI's taxonomy places the organism in Eukaryota, Metazoa, Chordata, Lepidosauria, Squamata, Lacertidae. The record is from the annotation of a GenBank genome assembly.
AUGCCCUUGGUUGUGAAAGGACCCCCUUCGCAGGUAACGGUUUGCCAACAUGCUGCUGAAAUAUCAUCUAUCAAUAAUGCACACGAAGGAGAAACGUCCUGUAAUGCUGGAAACUCAGUGUCAGGGAACUGACAUCAGAGCUAGAGGCGGAGGGAAGGCUCUCAAAUGAUGCUGGAGAAGGGCCCAGCAGGGAGAGAGGCAGCUCCACAGAAGGGGAAGCAAAUCAGCGCAACACCAGGGAUAAAGGGGGGCUGAUGGGGGAAUCGGCGAGAGGGCUCCAGGACUCUUCACCGGACACCAGCGGGGAGAGCACGGGUCCUCCGCUACCCACGCCCACCCUGCGCAGAAGACUUCCGCGCAGAGAGAGUAGGAGGAGACUGGGUGUCAAACAACUUUUAUGUUGGAAAAGAUUUAAGAAACGCCCACUGACGGAUUCUGCUAGCGACUGAGGCAGCCACGAAUUAAGGGCUGUCCAGACAGAAAGGUUUAACAAGGCAACAUAGCCAGGAGUGACAGUAACUUACGCACGAGCAACCCCACACUCAUUACACUCAGUUAUGCCUCCAAAGCAUUGUUUGGGAGGAACAUGUCAAAAUCAAACACACAGCAAAUAUAACGCCUUAAUCAGCCUUGGUCAGCCUGGUACUCUCCAGAGGUUUUGGAUUACAGCUCCCAGCAGCCACAGCAUUCACCAGGGAGUUAUUUCUUGAAUUACCACAGCUAUAAAACUUUUAGCAUUCCGUCGCUAGGCUUCUCAUUCUUUGGGGAAGGGCUGUACCUCAGUGGUAGAGCAUCUACCUUGCAUGCAUGAGGCCCCAGUUCAAUCCUUAGCGGCAUCUCCAGCUAGGAUUUGGAUUAGACUUCCCGCCUGAAACUCUGGGGAGUUGUUGCCAAGUCAGUAUAGACAAUACUGAGCAAGAUCUACUGGUAGUCUGACUGGCAGCUUCCUAUGUUCAUUCUUCCAGUUUGCUCUACCAUCUCUUCUUUCUGCAGUUUUCUGCCAUCUCCUUUUUCCUCUUUCUGUUAUAACUUGGGCCAGGUUGUGCAUAUCUCAGUUAGGUCUAUUCCUUUUCAUGAGUCUACUCUGAGUAGAAUUGAGUUGAAUGCAUUUCUCUGUCUGGAACUUUAGAUCAAGGAAGUGUCCUGUUUUCCGUUUUUUGCUUACCACCAUUGUUUCAGUCCUUUAUUUGUACCAGGGACAAGCUGAGGCUCUAAUGCCUUAGGGUUGACUCCAAUUAAGUUCUACUUGUGGUAGACACAUUAAAAUGAAUGAAUCUCAGUUAGGCCUACUUAGGGUAGAUUUAUUGAAACUAACACUGAAUAGAACCCGUAGUAAAAUCCCAGCUUGGUUGCCUUUUUCCUGUAUGUUCCUCUGUGAGUUGAGAUUUCUUUCCUUCAGGAAACCUUUCUUCCUUUCCAGGUUGCAACUCUACCAAACUCUCUGGUUGGAAACACGGUCCCGCAGCAGCGGAUGAGGAAGAAGGCCAAAGUAUUGUCCUUGGCAAAGAGGUAUUGGGGGAUGCAGGGACCUGUGGGUUGUCUGAGUUUAAAUGGGGAGGAAGAAGAUGAAGGGACCACUUUUCCCCGAUUGCCAUGUUGUGAGGUGAACCAGUUCUGCUUUAUUCCCUAUAGGAUCCUGAACUUCAAGAAGGAGUCCCCCACCCUGCAGCCGAAGGAGCCUCCACCCUCUCUGCUCGAGGCAGAUUUAACAGAGUUUGACGUGAAGAAUUCCCACUUGCCCUCUGAAGUCCUUUACAUGCUUAAAAAUGUCAGGUAAGGGCAAAUGUGGUGAGAGAGCUGGGCCGGUGGGGGCUGAAGAGUAACAACUUCCCUACCAUUAAAGAGUUUGCAUAAAGAUUGAAUUUGACAUGUCCUCAGUUUGAGGAGAAUAAGGAUUGACACACCGGGACCAUUUGAGCAGCUUGUCAUGUUUACCAGCAACGAGCAGGCCAGCCCCUCUAAGAAGUUCAUUAGUGAGGCACAGUGGCAGCAAUGUUUGCAUCUUAACCCCUUGCAUCUGGUUUUCUCCUUCUAAAAAUGGGCUUUGGGCUGCUCUCUAACUUAGACUAAUCGAGGUUGCCGGUGAAUCCUUCUGCUUUUGCCCCUGUUACAGGCAACUCUCUGUUUGCACAGGGGUUGCGAUUUGGGUCAUCACACAUGUUGGCAAAGCUUGUGUAAGCCCACCCCACCCUUCCCUGCCCUGUACUACUCCUGCCCCCUCUGGGGUUAAAAAUAGUGCAUGCAUUGGCGGUCACUCGCCAAUCAAAACACGUGCAAAAUGGUCACCACCUGUACUUUCAAAGUAGCAGCUGCGGCAACCUCCUGUAGCAGUGAGUUUCCCCCUUUCUGGACUCAUUGCUGUUUUAGGCCAGGAGCAGGAUGCCUGGUGUGCAAGCUCCUUCUCAUCUCUUUCCCUGCAGGGUCCUUGGCCACUUUGAGAAGUCUCUCUUCCUGGAGCUCUGCAAGCAUAUGGUUUUUGUCCAACUGCAUGAAAGUGAGUACAUCUUCCUCCCGGGGCAGCUGGACAACAGCAUCUACGUGAUGCAGGAUGGAAAGCUGGAAGUCUGCAUCCAAGAAAGUGUAAGGAUAGCUGACAGGUCAUCAACAUCCAUGGCCAAACACUGCCAGUUAAAACAGUAUCGAGCAGUAAAGCAUAUAGGAUAAGGAGCAAAUAAUAACAAAGUCCCUCCCCUCUUUGCCUGGCAGAGUCAGAGUAGACACUACUGGGCUGUAGCAGGUGGAGGCAUGCUCUGAAACUUCUAAUUUGUCUGUUGAGAGGCCUGCUGGCUGUAUGCUCAGUAGCUACCUAAGUUCUGCCUGUCUUGGUUUAGAUCUCAUAUAACCCCUGUUUUAAAACAGCUGCACUGAUCGCUAGUUCAUUUCUAGGCCCAAUUCAAGGUAUUUAGGUUAGUGUUUAAAGCCCUAAAUGACUCAGGCCCCAAAUACCUGAAAGGCCGCCUUCUUCACUACAGACCCUCUCAGGUGAUAAGAUCAACAGAGAUGACUCCCUUAGUUGCUCUUUAGUUGUGGCCUGCAAGAGGGUAUUCCCUGUGGCAGCCUUCCCACAGAGAUGUGCCUGGCACCUUCAUUAUAUAGCUUUUGGCAAAGACUAAUAAGAAUGAGGGGACGCGGGUGGCGCUGUGGGUUAAACCACACAGCCUAGGACUUGCCGAUCAGAAGGUCGGCAGUUUGAAUCCCCGCAACGGGCUGAGCUCCCAUUGCUCAGUCCCUGCUCCUGCCAACCUAGCAGUUCGAAAGCAAGUCAAAGUGCAAGUAGAUAAAUAGGUACCACUCCGGCGGGAAGGUAAACGGCGUUUCUGUGUGCUGCUCUGGUUUGCCAGAAAUGGCUUAGUCAUGCUGGCCACAUGACCCGGAAGCUGCACGUCAGCUUCCUCGGCCAAUAAAGCGAGAUGAGCGCCGCAACCCCAGAGUCGGUCACGACUGAACCUUUACCUUUAAUAAGAAUGAGGCGUCUUCCCAUCCUUGGGGUAGUGGUUAUGCCUCCUAGGUCCUGCAGAGUGUGGGUGGUGGGAGCCAGUCUCAUAAGCGUAUGCCAAGCUGAGCUUUGUGUUGGAAGUUGCCUCAGCCACAGAGUUUGUGUCUGCCUUAUUUCUUCUGCUUAUUUAUUACUUGCUUUUCAAGGCCAGUCACUCCCAGAGACACACACAGAGGUCUUUGAACUUAGCUUGUAAUUGUGUAGCUGAAAUGUGGUCUCAUUAUUCUUCCCCCCCCCCCCCCAUCCACAAUAGGAUAGCACAGAGGUGGUGGUCAAAGACGUCUUGGCAGGAGACAGUGUCCACAGCCUCCUCAGCAUAUUGGAUGUCAUCACGGUAAGCCAAAGCCCAUGA